GUGUGGAUGUGGAAUUCCUGCGGGCGAGCUCCGCUCCUCUACCUGCCCAAAGAGCCCCUCCCCACUGCCGGGGCUGCUGGAACUAACACACCGCCCCUUCCCUGGCGGAAAAACAAACCCCCCCCUCCUUCCAGCAGGAUGCUCCACCCCUAAACAACUUAACCUCACCCCCUCCUCCCAAUUCCUCGCCCAGCCCGGAGCCUGGGAGCGCUGAUCGCUGUGAGCAGGGCGAUUAUGCUGGCCGGGCACUGGGAGGGAGCCGGGCCGGGGGAGCAGCGGAGCUGAGCAAAGGGGCAAAGCCGGGCACGGCAGCGAGGAUGGAGCGAGGAUGAGCCCUGGGCAGGAAUCGGCUGCCCUGGAAGCCUCCCAGAGCCCUGGAAGCCUCCCAGAGCCCUGCACAGCCAUGCCCCGACCCCGGCUGCGCUCCGGGCGGCUUUAAACUUCGGAGGAGGCAGCUGUGAGAAAGGCGAGCGAUGAAUUGAAGAUUAAACAUGUACGGGAAUUAUCCUCACUUCAUUAAGUUUCCCUCGGGCUUUGGCAAUUCCCCCGUGCACGCCAGCUCCACGUCCGUGGGCCUGUCCUCAGGCCUGUCCACGGGGAAUCCAGGGGAGGGGCCCCACGGCUACCUGGAGCCCCCCACCAACGCCUCGCGGGCGCUGCCGUCGCCCAUGAACGCCAUCGGCUCCCCGGUGAACGCCCUGGGCUCGCCCUACAGGGUCAUCGCCUCCUCCCUGGGCUCGCACCCCGUCGCCCUCUCCUCGGCCCCGGGCAUGAAUUUCGUGGCGCACGCCAGCCCACAGCUCAAUGUCCUGAACAAUGUCAGCAGCUCGGAGGAUGUCAAGCCCUUGCCGGGUCUCCCGGGGAUGGGGAACAUGAAUUAUCCAUCCACAAGUCCAGGAUCCCUAGCCAAACACAUCUGUGCCAUCUGUGGGGACAGGUCCUCAGGGAAGCACUAUGGGGUGUACAGCUGUGAGGGCUGCAAAGGCUUCUUCAAGAGGACAAUCCGGAAGGAUCUGAUCUACACCUGCCGGGAUAACAAGGAUUGCCUCAUAGACAAGCGCCAACGCAACCGCUGCCAGUACUGCCGCUAUCAGAAGUGCCUCGCCAUGGGGAUGAAGAGGGAAGCUGUGCAGGAGGAGAGGCAGAGGAGCAGGGAGCGCAGUGAGAACGAGGCCGAGUCCACCAGCGGCGGCAGCGAGGACAUGCCCGUGGAGAGGAUCCUGGAAGCCGAGCUGGCCGUGGAACCCAAAACGGAGGCGUACAGUGAUGUGGGCACAGAGAGCUCGACAAACGACCCUGUCACCAACAUCUGCCACGCUGCUGACAAACAGCUCUUCACACUCGUGGAGUGGGCCAAGCGCAUCCCCCACUUCUCCGACCUGACACUGGAAGACCAGGUCAUUCUCCUCCGGGCAGGCUGGAACGAGCUGCUCAUUGCCUCUUUCUCCCAUCGCUCCGUGUCGGUGCAGGACGGGAUCCUGCUGGCCACGGGCUUGCACGUGCACCGCAGCAGUGCCCACAGUGCUGGAGUGGGCUCCAUCUUCGACAGGGUUUUGACAGAGCUGGUGUCCAAAAUGAAAGACAUGCAGAUGGAUAAGUCGGAGCUGGGGUGCCUGCGAGCCAUUGUCCUGUUUAACCCAGAUGCCAAGGGUUUGUCCAGCCCCUCAGAAGUGGAAUCUCUGAGGGAGAAGGUCUAUGCCACGCUGGAAGCCUACACGAAGCAGAAGUACCCCGAGCAGCCAGGGCGGUUUGCCAAACUCCUCCUGCGCCUGCCGGCGCUGCGGUCCAUCGGGCUGAAGUGCCUGGAGCACCUCUUCUUCUUCAAGCUGAUUGGAGACACCCCCAUCGACACCUUUCUCAUGGAGAUGCUGGAGACACCCCUGCAGGUCACUUGAGGGUCUGUCAGGCCAGACCCUGCUCCCCUGUGCCCCUGCACAGCCUCCCACCCCUCUGCUCUGGAGCCUGUGAGAGCUCCAGGGAUGUCCUUCGCCCUCCUCGGUGGGAUUGUCGUGGUUUUGUACAGCUGUAAAUCACCCCCUCGAACCCUCCCUGGCCUGUCUGGGGCAGGGAGGGGGUCACAGAUCCUCCAGCUAACCGUCCCCCUGCCCCCCUGUACAGAUAAUUGCUUUAAAUUAUUUUUUCAUUCUCAAUAAAAGUCAAGGAAACAAAUAAAAUAGUAUUGAGUGAGGCACUGGUUGGAGCUGGGAGAGCAGUGGCCUCUUUGUGUCCACUGGUCCAGCUUGGGAUGGGGCUGAGGGUCCCUCCUGACACUUUUGGGGAGCCCAAAUCAGGGCUGGAAUGUCACUUCUACUGAUGGACACUGUCCUCUGGAAGACAGAUAUUGCUGCUUCUUGUUUCUACUAAGGGAAGACCUAGAGAAACUUGCUGCUGUGAAUGAAAACAUUUCAUUCCACCGUCUUGAAACUCUUGGACUCUUGGAAUUCUUCAAAGUUUUAAAGUAAUAUUA
Cyanistes caeruleus (blue tit) is the source of this 2467-nucleotide messenger RNA. It is a transcript of the gene RXRG, whose product is annotated as retinoid X receptor gamma. The record is from RefSeq and is a predicted model, not a curated record. Gene Ontology annotation, molecular function: nuclear steroid receptor activity; sequence-specific DNA binding; zinc ion binding. Gene Ontology annotation, biological process: regulation of DNA-templated transcription. Lineage: Eukaryota; Metazoa; Chordata; Aves; Passeriformes; Paridae. Gene Ontology annotation, cellular component: nucleus.